Molecule: messenger RNA, 1092 nt
Organism: Fusarium fujikuroi IMI 58289
Lineage: Eukaryota; Fungi; Ascomycota; Sordariomycetes; Hypocreales; Nectriaceae
Product: related to succinate-CoA ligase alpha and beta chain
Exons: 5
Coding region: 1-1092 (363 amino acids)
Biological process (GO): tricarboxylic acid cycle
Cellular component (GO): mitochondrion; succinate-CoA ligase complex (ADP-forming)
Molecular function (GO): succinate-CoA ligase (ADP-forming) activity; succinate-CoA ligase (GDP-forming) activity
Source: RefSeq, a predicted model, not a curated record
AUGGCAACUCGCCCAGUAUUGAACGGCACUUGGAGAUUAUCUCACAGCCUCUUGUCAUGUAGGGCCACCAAAUAUUUGUCAACUUACGUACCUAGGCAUCAGAACUUCGAUGCCACCAUUGCCAACUUGAACAUUGGCAAGGAUACUAGGGUGAUCUAUCAAGGGUUUACUGGUAAAGCCGCAACUCUCAAUGCCAAAGAUACAAUUGAAUAUGGCACCAAUGUCGUUGGUGGUGUAUCUCCAGGCAAAGGCGGCCAAGAGCAUUUGGGUCUUCCUGUAUUUAAUACAGUCAGAGAGGCCGUGGAGCAGGUGAAACCCCAUGCGACAUCAGUGUUCGUACCCGCGCAAUUCGCCGCCACCGCUAUCAUUGAAGCCAUAGAGGCAGAAGUUCCUCUUGUCGUGACCGUGGCCGAGCAUAUACCCGUACAUGACAUGAUGCGCGUCCACGAUGUGCUCAAAACUCAAUCUAAAACCCGACUUGUCGGUCCGAACUGCCCCGGUAUCAUAGCUCCCGAGCAGUGCCGUAUUGGCAUUAUGCCGCAUAAGCAGUACAAGAGGGGCCCUAUCGGGAUAGUCUCCAAGAGCGGAACCUUAAGUUACGAAGCUGUGGGCUCAACAUCGAAAGCUGGAUUGGGCCAAAGCCUCGUUGUUGGUAUGGGAGGGGAUAUGAUGCCUGGAACAACACUUGUGGAUGCCCUGAAGCUGUUCUUUGAUCACCCAGAAACAGAGGGCAUUAUUGUCAUCGGGGAGAUCGGUGGGGAGGCAGAACUCAGAGCUGCUGAAGCCAUCAAGGAAUACAGGAGAAUCAUGAGGAAUCCAAAGCCGAUCAUAGCCAUGGUCGCUGGUAAGACAGCCCCCGAAGGUCGAACCAUGGGCCAUGCCGGUGCACUUCUGCAAUCAGGAGAUAUAUCCGCUGAAGCCAAGGCGAAGGCUUUGGCAGAUAGUGGCGCAGUGGUGGUACCGCAUCCCGGGGUUAUGGGACAUGUUAUGAAGGACCUUCUUUCGUCACAUACUCACAGAGUCCGUAAAGGAUUCGGCCCAUUAAGUCCUGAAGUGUCUUUUUCGAACCCCACAUCGGAGCUACGAGAAUAG